CCCGAGAAAUUGAACUCGUCGUUCCUAAAUCCGAAAAGGUUGAUACUUUGAGCUCCGAAGCGAUGUCGGGCAGAGAAGACGAUAGUGACUCCGAAGCUCCUGAGGAAUUCACAUCACAGCAGGGAAUUCAGCAAGACGAAGAGAUAAGAAAAGUUGAAAACGAAAAUAAGGCUAGGAUUGUUCGUGAAGGAAAAGAACGACGCAGACAAUGGGCUCAAAAGUUGACACCACGACCAUCGUCUGCGAGUGACACUGUUCAAGACAGAAUAGAAACUGAGACACACGAAGAGACUCAGAAUAACAAGGGAAUGCUCCCAGAUGACAUUGUCCAACUGCUUGCAGCUCGUGAGAAGAAAGUUUUUUUGUCAGACUCUGAGGAAGAGAAGGUCGAGAAAAAGCGUACCUCCAAAAAGAAAAGGGCAGCCAAAUCCUCUGGGCUAGAACCUGUCAUUUUGAAGGACAUCCCACCUUCUCAAUGCUCACAGAACUCAUUGGAGUUCUUAAAGAAACGGAAGAUGCAGGUUUCAAGAUCGUCUGCAGUUCUGAAAAAUUCUAACCAGGCAUUACGAUUCCUUGCUACAUCUGGUUUACUAAGUAAGCAAUGAGGGAUUAUGACAAUGGUAGCUUCUCAAUUUUGAUCCAUUAUUUUGAGGAUGAUGCUGAUCCUUUGCUCCAUAGUGACAUGAUGAACAAUCAAUAUCAUAUAAAUUAAUUGUUUGGGGUCAGUGGUUGCAUAAAUCCUAUUGUGGGGAACAGAUAUCUAUUUCUCAGUCUCCAGCAGUGUAUUAGAAUUUAGAUUUUUUAUUAGAACUACAUAUCUAGCAUGUUUUAGAAGAAAACUUUGGGUAUGAUAGGCUAUUAUUACCUAUUAAAUUGUAUUAAAAUUGGAUUUAUGCAUCUCUGAAGGCUCUGAUGUGCUUUCUUGAAGCGGAUCCACCUUGAUUAACCAAUAGAAAGAAAAAGUGG
Ilex paraguariensis (yerba mate) is the source of this 966-nucleotide messenger RNA. NCBI's taxonomy places the organism in Eukaryota, Viridiplantae, Streptophyta, Magnoliopsida, Aquifoliales, Aquifoliaceae. The record is from the annotation of a GenBank genome assembly.